UUUUAAGUUAGUGGUGUUUUUGAAAUGCUUGUAUAUUGAUAAUAUCUUUACUUACUAACACUUUAUAAUUUAUAAAAUGUUUAAAACAGCUUAUUGCUUUUUAUUUUUACUAGUUUCGUGUUUAAUAUAUGAAGCAUAUGGAAAUCAUCAUAGAGUUAAAAGUAUAAGAACGCCUUCGCGUGUUAUUUCUAACAAUAUUGGUCCAUAUGAUUCAUCAUCGUCAUUAACAGCAGCAGAAGCAGAUGGAGCAGCAGAAGAUACAACAACAUCAGAAUCAGCAGCAGCAUUACCGUCACCACGCCCUUUGAGGAAAUCGUUUAGUUCAAAUGAUUCCUUAGGAUAUGACGGAAAUCGUGGAUUAGGUUUAGAUAAUAAAUCUCGGCGUGGUACGCAGUCUAUUAGACAAAAACCAUAUAAUAUGGACUUAGGUGAUCUACAUAAUGGACAAAGACAAAAUAGUAUGAUUUCUGAAGGUCUAAACAUGAGACCUCAAAGUGAUCUAAAUAAUAGAAAUAAGCAAAUUGAUAGUAUUUCAGAAAAUCAAAACACCAGAAAACGACAAAAUACAGUAACUUCAGAUUUUCAAAAUUUUCCAAAUUUAACACAAAUUAAAAUGAAUCCUUCAGCUAAGCAUACAGAAAGGUUACGACAAAAACCUUUACCCCCGUCAUUGAAUGAAGAUAAUAGUCAACAAACCAAUGAUAAUGUUGAGAACUCGGGUAUGGUGAAUUUUAAUAAAAACCCAUUUAAUGAUCGUGAUAUAAUUGGACAGAGGUUUAGCAUGUCAAUUAGGAAAUGUUGUAUUAAUGGUAAUUGCCGUAUACUAAAAGACGGAGAAGAUUGUGGUAUUGAAGACUAUUUUAGAAAUAUAAAAAAUACACAACAACUAAAAAAUCCUAUGUUUGCAACUUCCAGUAAUGGAGAUGAUGGUUUCCAAGAUGUGAUGUCAAAAUUAAUGGAUGAAAGAUUUAAAUCUUUUAGAUUAAACUCGUUCAAUAGGUUUGGAAAUAGUUUCGAUGAACACAGCAAUAUCCAGAAAAUAGGAAAACCGACAAAUAUGCGAUUAGGUUCAAUGAGAUACCCGACAAGCAUUCCUUCUUUUGAUUCGAAUAAUGAUAUAAGUAAUGGUAUGGGUUCGUUCGUUAACAUGCCACAAAGAACAAAACCAAUAAAUUACCCGUAUUCAGAACCUAUGGGUUUGAGUGAAGACGAAGUUGAUGAAAUCCGAAAUAAAGUCCUUCAGCAAUCUAAUUUGUAUAGAAAAAAAUAUAACCUCGUACCAUUUACUUUGGAUGAUCAGUUGACUAAUUGCGCUCAAGACUGGGCUAAUAAGAUUGCGAAACAAGGAAUAUUUCAACAUAGAGACAAUAAUGUUUACGGAGAAAAUUUGUACGCAGAUUCAGAUUUGAAUAAUUUAGGCAAAAAAGCGGUCGAUGCAUGGUAUAAUGAAAUAACUAAGUUUAACAUCGAUGACAAAGAAUCUGAAUUGGGUAGCAAUAGUGCUACACAUCACAUGACACAAUUAUUAUGGAAAUCAUCAACUAAAUUGGGUGUUGGUAUUUCAAAAACCCCAAAUGGCAUGUACAAUGUUGUGGCCAACUAUGAUCCUAGAGGAAAUAUGAUAGGGUCUUUUCAAGAUAAUUUACCUCAAAUAAAACAAGAAGACAUUGAAGAAGCGAAUGAAUCAGAAAGAGCAAUACAAUCGGCACCGAAAUCGGGUUGGUGGUCUUCGGAUUCAUCAUUUCCCUUACAAUCAGGGUGGAAUAAUAAUAAAUCCAUAUUAUAAUUAGGAUUAUUAUAUUAUGUGGCUGUAAAUGACUGAAGUUUUGUAAAAGAGUUGUUUCCAGAAUUACACAUAUUAUAAUAAUAAAAAAAGAAUUAAUAUCAA
Messenger RNA from Rhopalosiphum maidis (corn leaf aphid), 1888 nucleotides. RefSeq lists its product as uncharacterized. The record is from RefSeq and is a predicted model, not a curated record. Lineage: Eukaryota; Metazoa; Arthropoda; Insecta; Hemiptera; Aphididae. The coding region runs from base 77 to 1786 and encodes 569 amino acids. The transcript is spliced from 6 exons.